AUGGUUUUGGGAGAAUUUAAAAUGAUAGUGGGUAUGGAUUGGAUGGCCAGACACCAUGCGGAGAUUAAUUGUGAAACCAAAACAAUACUUAUCCAAUCUCCAAGUGGAAAGCGAUUAAAUAUACAAGGCGAAAGAAAGGUGGAAGCGAAACUUUGUACCCUCGUUCAAGCCGCUAAGUAUACACUUAACGGGGGUAGGGCAUACCUAGCUUAUGUAGUAGAUGCCCGACCAACCCUGCCGAAACUUGAAAACGUUGAGAUCGUGAAUGAAUUUCCGGAUGUAUUUCCGGAAGAAUUGCCGGGACUCCCACCCGAAAGAGAAAUAGAGUUUCGCAUCGAAGUAAAUCCGGGUGCGAAACCCGUUGCGAAGGAUCCCUAUAGACUUGCUCCCACCGAGAUGCGGGAAUUAAUGACACAAUUACAAGAUCUUUCAGAUAAGGGCUUUAUACGCCCAAUCAUGUCCUUCGGGUUAACUAAUGCGCCAGCGGCAUUUAUGGACCUUAUGAGCCGGGUAUGCCGACCCAUGUUGGAUAAAUCUGUGAUCGUAUUCAUAGAUGAUAUUCUAGUCUACUCGCGAAGCAAGGCCGGACAUGCAAGGCACGUGCGUGAAGUACUUGGAAUUCUCCGUAAAGAGAAGCUUUACGCAAAAUUCUCAAAAUGUGCCUUUUGGCUCAGAGAGGUGCAGUUUUUGGGUCACGUGAUUAAUUCAGAAGGUGUCUUAGUAGAUCCGUCAAAGAUUGAUGCUGUAAUGAAAUGGGUUUCCCCAAAGAACCCGACCGAGAUACGAAGUUUUCUAGGCCUCGCGGGAUACUACAGAAGGUUCAUACAAGAUUUUUCGAAGAUAGCCUUGCCUUUAACGAAAUUGACGAGGAAGAAAGAGAAGUUUAUGUGUGGUAAAGAACAGGAGGAAGCCUUUCGAAUAUUAAAGGAAAAACUAUCUUGUCCCCCGGUCUUGACAUUACCGGAUGGGACCGAAGAUCUGACGAUCUAUUCAGACGCUUCACACCAAGGUUUGGGCUGCGUCUUGAUGCAAAGGGGAAGGGUUAUCGCAUAUGCUUCACGACAACUGAAAGUGCACGAAGUAAAUUACCCGACACAUGAUUUGGAAUUAGCAGCGAAAGACUUGAAUAUGAGGCAACGGAGAUGGUUAGAACUUAUUAAAGAUUACGAUUGUGAUAUCCUAUAUCACCCGGGAAAAGCAAAUGUGGUGGCCGAUGCGUUAAGCCUAAAAGAAUAUCCACCUCCCAUCCAAGUGAAGUCCAUGAAGAUGAUUGUUACGCCACAUUUGUUUGAUAUGAUAAGAAAUUCCCAAAUAAAGGCUCUUGGAGCGGAAGAUUUAAAGAAAGAAAGACUAAAAGGUGUGGUCGAUAAGCUAGAAGAGAAUUCGACCGGACUCAAGAAAUGCUUGACUUGUUCCCAAGUAAAAGCCGAACAUCAAAAACCAUACGGGGAAUUACAACCUUUGGAAAUUCCGGUAUGGAAAUGGGAGGAACUAACAAUGGACCUGGUAACCAAGCUUCCUAGAACAAAAGGGGGGCAUGAUACAAUAUGGGUAAUACUAGAUCGACUUACGAAAAGCGCUCACUUUCUACCCAUCAAAGAAGCUUAUUCUUUCAAAAAGAUGGCAGAGAUUUAUAUGAACGAGAUCAUAUCCCGACACGGGGUGCCUGUGUCAAUCAUCUCGGAUAGGGAUACUAGAUUUACUUCUCGCUAUUGGCAAAAGUUUCAUGAGAGUUUGGGUACGAAGUUACACAUAAGCACUGCAUACCACCCUCAAACUGACGGCCAGUCAGAAAGAACCAUUCAAACACUUGUCGAUAUGUUGAGAGCGUGUGUCUUAGACUUUGGGGGAAAUUGGGAUGACCACUUACCACUAGUGGAGUUUUCUUAUAAUAAUAGUUACCAUAGUGGUAUUCGAAUGGCACCUUACGAACUGCUUUACGGUAGGAAAUGUAGGACUCCAGUGUGUUGGGGUGAAGUGGGGCAAAGGGAAAUUGCAUCAGUUGAUUUAAUAUCAUUAACAAAUAAAAAGAUUGAAUUGGUUAGAGCUCGACUGAAAGCGGCCCAGGAUCGACAAAAAGCUUAUGCAGACAAAAGGAGGCGUCCUAUUGAGUUCCAGGUCGGAGAUUAUGUUCUAUUGAAUGUGUCACCAUGA
Messenger RNA from Helianthus annuus (common sunflower), 2154 nucleotides. RefSeq lists its product as uncharacterized. The record is from RefSeq and is a predicted model, not a curated record. The transcript has 4 exons. Gene Ontology annotation, biological process: DNA integration. NCBI's taxonomy places the organism in Eukaryota, Viridiplantae, Streptophyta, Magnoliopsida, Asterales, Asteraceae. Gene Ontology annotation, molecular function: nucleic acid binding. The coding region runs from base 1 to 2154 and encodes 717 amino acids.